This is a messenger RNA of Setaria italica (foxtail millet), 1296 nucleotides long. Its product is annotated as DNA-directed RNA polymerase III subunit RPC4. Gene Ontology annotation, cellular component: RNA polymerase III complex. The record is from RefSeq and is a predicted model, not a curated record. Lineage: Eukaryota; Viridiplantae; Streptophyta; Magnoliopsida; Poales; Poaceae. Gene Ontology annotation, molecular function: DNA binding. Bases 160 to 1017 code for a protein of 285 amino acids. The transcript is spliced from 10 exons. Gene Ontology annotation, biological process: transcription by RNA polymerase III.
UCGCUGAAGCGUGGGGCCGCACAUGCCAGUCCGCUGUAGGAUCGUCCCACCUGUCCUUUUCCUCUCCCUCCCAAACGCCUCGAAGCAGCAGCAGCAGCCAUUUCUGCGGGGAGGGAGAGCUCGAGCUCUUGCAGCCGUAGAGCUAGCAGAGAAACAAAAAUGGAUGCAGAUGGUAGCUCCAAGAGGAGUCGCCCAGUUCGUCGUGCCGUGAAGAAGCUCAAGUUUAAACCGAAAGUGCCACCGCAGAAGCCAAAGAAAUUGGCCACUGAAAAGCCACAACUGGAAGAACCAAAACCAAUUGAUGAACAGUUGAUGAAGAUACUGAGGACUCGCCAGGUGCCUGCAAACAGUGUGCCAAAUACAAAAGACGAGCGCUCAACACAGAAACCUCCCUCGACACCACCUUCUGCGGAUGUUGUUAGCUUGUCACCAGCGCAAUCAGGAGUGCAGAAGCAAAAUCAAUCGAAACCACUACAAAUCCCCAGAUCCUUUCCUGUUACUGUUGAUUCAGGAACAUUUGACAGUGAAGAGAGUAGUGAUUUUGACGACAGCGACGACGAUAAUGGCAAUGUUGAGUUGCAGGAGACUCAGCCAAGUUCAAUUGAAUGCGAAGCUUCAACAUGUCCAGCAGAGGAGCUUCAUUUGCUUCAGCAAGAACAUGAUAGCAAAGAAAGAAUGUUCCUCUUCAAGCUCCCAAAAUCUCUUCCUUUGCCCAGAAGGUCAUCUAAUAUAGUUGAAAGGAAAGGGAAGGCUGCUGGCAAAGAGGUGAAGGAAGGAUCCAACCUUCAGCAGCUGCCUCAGGGUUAUUUGGGCAAAAUGCUGGUAUACAAAAGCGGCAAGAUCAAAAUGAAGUUAGGAGAUGUCAUGUUUGAUGUGAACCCAGGAGCAGAGAGUAGGAUGCCGCAACAUGUAGUAGCUCUGAACACCCAAGAGAAACAUUGUUGCUUGCUUGGAGAGAUUGAGAAUCGGCAUGUCAUUGUGACUCCGGACGUUGAUUCUUUGCUGAAUGACAAGUAGAGGUUAGGUUGUGAUAUAUACAUCAACUGUAGCAGCUUUGUUACAUAUGGUGUGUAGGCUUGUAGCUGUGAAGGGUUAGGUUGUGAUCUGUACCAAUCGUAUUAAUCUUGUCACUCGGUGUGUAGGAUUUCAGUUGUGCAUGAUUAUGUACGUUUUAUUGUGAUUGUACUGCAUUAAUCUUAGAACAGUUUCUUGCAGAGUCGCAGUUGAUGAAUGUUUGUUAGAAUUUACAUUUGACCUUAGUAGAAUCGAAAGAAAUAAAAAUCAGACCAUCUUAUC